ACCUUUCCUCUGGCCACACAUGUUCCAGCUUCUUCUUCCUCCCGAUUUCUGCAUCUCCCGACAAGGCCCCAAGACACUGACUCCCUCCUCCCUUGAAAAAUUGGUAAGAUUUUGAUGAAAUUCCUUUCCUUUUCUUGUUAAAUAACAAGAUUUUUGAACCUAGGACUCUCUCUAAAGCCAAGAAAGUCUAGAUCUGUUGCUGUUCUUCUCCUCCGUCCGCUGUCACUGUUGGUGGGUGUGAAAUUUCGGGUUUUUGGGUAAGGAAACAACAUGAAAUUCAUCUUUUCAGCUUUGAUUUGGCUUGGGUUUAAUUUGAAUUGUGUUUUCGUUCUUGAAUUUUGGGUAGUUCCUAUGAGUCCCCUGCACUGCCGUCGGCUCUUCCCCCAAACUGCAGUCCGGUUUUUGCUAGGAAAAUUCUAGUAUGUUGACUGCCCCUCCAAGCCCCAAAUUUGUCCAUUUAUUUGCUGCCUUGUGUGUCCGAAAAUCUGCUGGAAAUAGGGGAAGAAAUUAGCAGCCUUUAAAAGUGUUUUUUUUAGGCUUAGUUCAUGUAGAAAUAAACAUGUUUUGGCUUGAAAUUUAGCUGCUGUUCUGCGUGAAAAUCCUGCUGUUUUGCCAAAGAUUUUACUGUUCACACGUACCAGUUACUGUUCAUGUAGAAAAUUCUGCAAUUUGCUACUAUUUUCUGCUCCUUUUCAGUCCGUUUCUGCUUUGAAAAAUCUGAUGAAAUAUCCAUUUUUCUGGUCUUUUAGCUGGCUGUAGUUGAAUCCUAGAAUAUCAGUCACUGUUCACGGUCACUGUUCACGGUCACUGUUCACACAAUAAUGGCCAACAAUUAACGGAGAUUUAAAUGUUCAGUUUGUAAUAUAAGAACAAAUUUGGAGAUGUCUGGUCAUGUGGAGAUUGAUAGGAAUAGCAUCGUGAUUAGAGUGUAGUCAUGGUGAUUUUACUUUUGAAUCUGUGGUACGGUAAUUAAUUCUUGGAUAUUUUGAUUAGGUUCCUGAUCAUUCUGUCAGUUUAGCAUUGAGAUCAAGUUUUCGGUUUUAUGCAAGUGAGGUAAGUAAAUUUAUGAUAAUGCC
Messenger RNA from Rubroshorea leprosula, 1076 nucleotides. The record is from the annotation of a GenBank genome assembly. NCBI's taxonomy places the organism in Eukaryota, Viridiplantae, Streptophyta, Magnoliopsida, Malvales, Dipterocarpaceae.